UCUAAAAAUGCUACAACGAAUGCUCUGUUUUUCAUUCAUUUUGUUUUCAAUAACUUUUUAUUUCUUGUCAGUUUCUGCCACAAACUCCGUCAUCUAUACCGAAUGCUCUCAACUAUGUUUUACCUCAAUGACACCCUACGAGUCGAAUCUCAACUCACUGUUCACUUCCAUAGUCGACUCAGCCUCCAGCUCCAACUUCAACACAUACGAAGUCUCCCCUUUGGGAUCCUCACAAAGCGAUGUGGUUUAUGGUCUCUUCCAGUGCCAAGGCGACCUUAGCUUCUCGGAUUGCAAAGAUUGUGUAGCAAGUGGUGUGAGUCAACUCAAGACAACGUGUUCUAUGUCGACUUUCGGAACCAUGCAAUUAGAAGGAUGUCUUGUGAAAUACGAUAACACGCCAUUUUUUGGGGUUGAGGACAAUAGGGAGGUGAACAAGAGGUGUGGCCCAACGAUUGGUUUUAAUUCAGAUGUUUUGUCCCGUCUAGAUGCCACAUUGACAGAUAUACUUGCUGGAAAUGGACAAUUCUUUCGUCGGGGUGGGCAUGGGAGCAUGCACGCUCUGGCUCAAUGUGUACUAGAUUUGAGUACAAGUGAAUGUGAAGAUUGUCUUUCAGAGGCUCGCAGACGGUUGAAAUCAGAGUGUGGACUGUCAACUUGGGGUGAUAUGUAUCUAGGAAAAUGUUAUAUUCGAUAUGUUGAUCAAGGUAAUGAUAAUAAUGCAGAUAACUGUGAUGAUGAUGACAAUCGUCGACGUGGCAAAAAAAAGAAAGCUAAGAUUAAAGGACAAAGAAUAGGAUUAUGGUUUCUUACCAAUAUGGCAGGUGGCGUACUUGGAGGAGGUACUGGUUAUGUUGCCGUAAAGAUCUACAAAAAUGAAGAUGUACGAGACAGGGUACUACGAAUCCUACGCAUACGACGUUGUUAAGAGGUUGUAUGUAUACGUACACAAUGCAAAGCUAUAGAAGAUGUUUCAACCACUUCAAUUUAUCAAGCUUCAUUAAUACCGCCCGUUUUGAACUCGUGGAUAUGCUGGUGGGAGUCCCAUCUUUAGUUUAUAAAAUCAUAUUUUAUGAUUAAUAAAUUUUGUUGCAGGUUUGCCCUACCUCUCAUACGAGUACAGGUUUCAUCUAUCAUAUUUUGUGUAUUAAAAUAUAAUUUGACUUUUAUCAUUGUACCAUUUAUCAUUUUUUUUACCUUAUCUUUACGUUUACUAUAGAUACUGGUUAAACCAAAAUAAUUGGACCAAGCUGGACGAAUUAGAUA
Cynara cardunculus var. scolymus (artichoke) is the source of this 1263-nucleotide messenger RNA. RefSeq names its product cysteine-rich repeat secretory protein 12-like. Gene Ontology annotation, cellular component: plasmodesma. The record is from RefSeq and is a predicted model, not a curated record. Bases 8 to 925 code for a protein of 305 amino acids. NCBI's taxonomy places the organism in Eukaryota, Viridiplantae, Streptophyta, Magnoliopsida, Asterales, Asteraceae. The transcript is spliced from 3 exons.